CUGGCAGCAACACCAGAGGUUUCUCACCGCCUCUCAGGUGUUGCAAUACUUGUUAAUGUUUAACAACUGAAAGCAAGAAAACACUGACGUGUCUUCCACAGUCGUAAAAACACUUCACCGAGUCCUUAAUGAAACAUAACUUCUCUCUCUCACGGAAUGGCUGCGUUGCGAGCAGCUAAGCAAACUCUGAGGAGAGAAAUAAAGCGAAGGGUGGCAGCGCUCAGUGCGGAGGAGAGACGACGGCAGGCUCUGCUGCUGUCCCGGCAGCUGUUCAGACACCCCAAGUAUCUGUCCUGUAAGAGGAUUGCUGUGUUUCUCAGCAUGGAUGAUGAGGUUCGCACGGAAGAAAUCAUCAAAGACGUGUUCAAAUGUGGUAAAAGCUGCUUCAUUCCGCGAUAUGAGAGCGGCAGCAGCCAUAUGGACAUGUUGAAGCUCAACAGUCUGCAGGACAUGGAGACGCUGCCUCUGACGUCGUGGAACAUCAGACAGCCUGCUGAAGAUGACGACAGCAGAGAGGAAGCACUGGCUACAGGAGGUCUGGACCUGAUCUUGAUGCCAGGUUUGGGUUUUGACCUUUUGGGGAGACGUCUGGGAAGAGGGAAGGGCUUCUAUGACACCUACUUGGAGCGCUGCAUCGGACACCCCAAAGGAAAGCCCUACACCAUCGCCUUGGCCUUCAAAGAGCAGCUGUGUCAGGAAAUCCCUGUCGACGACAACGACGUGCUCAUAGACGAGAUCCUGUAUGAGGAGGAUGAGUAGCUAAUCUCAGCAGGAGUAGCCCAGGAUGAACUAAUACGACUAAU
Molecule: messenger RNA, 803 nt
Organism: Anoplopoma fimbria (sablefish)
Lineage: Eukaryota; Metazoa; Chordata; Actinopteri; Perciformes; Anoplopomatidae
Gene: mthfs
Product: 5,10-methenyltetrahydrofolate synthetase (5-formyltetrahydrofolate cyclo-ligase)
Exons: 3
Coding region: 157-759 (200 amino acids)
Biological process (GO): tetrahydrofolate interconversion; folic acid-containing compound biosynthetic process
Cellular component (GO): mitochondrion
Molecular function (GO): 5-formyltetrahydrofolate cyclo-ligase activity
Source: RefSeq, a predicted model, not a curated record